Dendronephthya gigantea is the source of this 1239-nucleotide messenger RNA. RefSeq lists its product as uncharacterized. The coding region runs from base 1 to 1239 and encodes 412 amino acids. Gene Ontology annotation, biological process: deoxyribonucleotide biosynthetic process. NCBI's taxonomy places the organism in Eukaryota, Metazoa, Cnidaria, Anthozoa, Malacalcyonacea, Nephtheidae. Gene Ontology annotation, molecular function: ribonucleoside-diphosphate reductase activity, thioredoxin disulfide as acceptor. The transcript has a single exon. Gene Ontology annotation, cellular component: cytosol. The record is from RefSeq and is a predicted model, not a curated record.
AUGUCAAAAAUGAUUCUCGUGGUCGAACUGAAAAUUACAAAAUCGGACGGAACCUCCUUAGGCGGUGACGAACAAUCAAGUGUAGCUCCCAUAAACAAUUUCCUACAUAGUCUGUUUAAACAAGUUGAUGUUUUUUUAAAUGGAAAACAAGUUACUCCGGCUAUGGGUACUUAUGCUUAUCGCGCCUACCUGGAAACCCUCCUGAAUUACGAUGUCUCGGCAAAAAAAUCUCAACUCACCUCAGCAUUAUAUUAUAAAGAUACCCCAGGACAAAUGGAUGAAACAGGAAGUCUCCCAUCAGAAAAAUCAGUGGAGGUCGUUACAAAUGUCCCAAGUAGUGGUGUUGCCACUAAGAAAACCAUAAAAUUCAUAGUACCGGGAAAUGGAAAUCAAGGCUUUGCAAAACGUCAUAAAUUUAUUCAAGACGGAAAACUCUUGGUAAUGUCGGGACCAAUUUUUUGCGAUAUAUUUAUGAUGGAGCGAUUACUACUUAGUAUGGUGGAUCUCAAGCUAGUCUUAAACCGAAACUCUGACAAGUUUUGUUUAAUGGAUAAAAAUGCUAAUCCUAUGAAUGCUAAAAUAAAACUUGUGGAUGUAACUCUUAAAGUACGUAAGGUUAAAGUGAACGAGACCACUAAGGCACAUGAACUGGCAUUGAAAUCGGUACCCGCUACUUAUCCUAUACGACGGGUGGAAUGCAAAGCAUUCACCAUACCGGGAAACCUUCCACAAAUAAGAAAAGAUAAUAUGUUUGCUGGAAUCAUCCCCAAGACAUUUGUUUGCGGUUUCGUAGACGCUGACGCUUUUAGCGGAGUUCACACAAAAAACCCAUAUAACUUCAAACACUUCAACGUAUCAUCGGUGACAUUAACAGCAAAUGGUGAAGAAAUACCGUUUAAACAACUUGUCCUUAACUACAAAGAUAACAAGGAAAAUUUCAUCCAAGCAUAUAACACAUUAUUCUCAGGCACAGGAAAAAUGAAUUAUAAUACCGGUCUCGAUAUCUCAAGAGAGGAUUAUUACAAAGGAUAUACCCUAUACGCAUGGGAUCUCACUCCGGAUAUGUGCGGUGCCUCGCCCUAUUUUAACACAGUGCAACGGGGUUCAUUGACACUUGACAUUACGUUUGCUGCUGGGGAUGUUCCAAGUGCACCCAUUUCCUUGGUAUGCUAUGGAGACUUUGAGAAUGUCGUACAAAUAGAUUCGGAAAGAAACGUAAUCUAUGAUAUUUCUACAUGA